Molecule: messenger RNA, 1029 nt
Organism: Oncorhynchus tshawytscha (Chinook salmon)
Lineage: Eukaryota; Metazoa; Chordata; Actinopteri; Salmoniformes; Salmonidae
Product: histidine-rich glycoprotein-like
Exons: 2
Coding region: 1-1029 (342 amino acids)
Source: RefSeq, a predicted model, not a curated record
AUGUCCUCCAUGACCCCUCACUGGCCAAUCAGUAUGUGCUCCAUGACCCCUCACUGGCCAAUCAAGUCCUAUGAGUCCUAUGGGUCCUACGAGCACUAUGGGUCUUAUGGAUCCUAUGAGCACUAUGAGCACUAUGGGUCCUAUGGAUCCUAUGAGCACUAUGAGCGCUAUGGGUCCUAUGAGCACUAUGAGCCCUAUGGUUCCUAUGAGCACUAUGGGCCAUAUGGGUCAUAUCAAAUCAAAUCAAAUCUAGUACUGUCAUAUGGGUCCUAUGAGCACUAUGAGCCCUAUGAGCCCUACGGGUCCUAUGAGCCCUAUGAGCACUAUGAGCACUAUGAGCCCUAUGGGUCAUAUGGGUCCUAUGAGCACUAUGAGCCCUAUGGGUCCUAUGAGCCCUAUGAGCACUAUGAGUACUAUGAGCACCAUGGGUCCGAUGAGCACUAUGAGCAUUAUGAGCAUUAUGAGCACUAUGGGUCCUAUGAGCACUAUGAGUACUAUGAGUACUAUGAGCACCAUGGGUCCGAUGAGCACUAUGAGCAUUAUGAGCACUAUGAGCACUAUGGGUCCUAUGAGCACUAUGAGUACUAUGAGCACCAUGGGUCCGAUGAGCACUAUGAGCAUUAUGAGCACUAUGAGCACUAUGGGUCCUAUGAGCACUAUGAGCCCUAUGAGCACUAUGAGCACUAUGAGCCCUAUGAGCACUAUGGGUCCUAUGAGCACUAUGAGCACUAUGAGCCAUAUGGGUCCUAUGAGCACUAUGAGCACUAUGGGUCCUAUGAGCACUAUGAGCACUAUGAGCCCUAUGAGCACUAUGGGUCCUAUGAGAACUAUGAGCACUAUGGGUCCUAUUUGCACUAUGGGUCCUAUGAGCACUAUGAGCACUAUGAACAUUAUGAAUCCUAUGAUCCCUAUGAACACUAUAAGCCCUAUGAGCACAAUGAGCACAACGAGAACAAUGAGCACUAUGGGUCCGAUGAGCCUUAUGAACACUCUGAGCACUAUGACCCUAUGGGCCCGGGCCAUAAGUAG